Molecule: messenger RNA, 1521 nt
Organism: Parascedosporium putredinis
Lineage: Eukaryota; Fungi; Ascomycota; Sordariomycetes; Microascales; Microascaceae
Source: the annotation of a GenBank genome assembly
AUGUCGCAGGAUACUGGUUUGUGGAGCGUUCGCAGACCUCGUGAGCACAACUUUGAAAUGGAGAUGAAGCAUGUCCUCACGCAAAAUAUUGUCAAAUCCCCUACCCAAAAGGAUUUCAACUACAUGUUCCAGUAUCCCUACGAAAAGAGCAUCACGAAGAGUCAGAUUUCCGCGGUUGGUGGCCAGAACUGGAGUACUUUCUUGGGCCUGCUCCAUUGGAUGAUGCAGCUUGCCCAAAUGCUCGACGGAUAUUCAUGUGGCCGAUUUGAUGAUGCAUGUCUCGACUCUGGAAUCGACGUCAGUGGCGACCGUAUCAUUUUCGAUUUUCUGAGCAAAGCCUACAGGGACUGGCUAGCCAUGGACGAAGACGCUGGAGACGAGGAUGCCGAGAGGGUCCUAGCUCCUCAUAUCGACUCAAUGGCGAGAGCAUUCGAGGAAUCAAAUUCUAGGUAUCUAUCAGAACUGGAAAUGCUUGAAGCAGAGAAUGCCAGGCUACAAAAGGAGAUCGAGGACUUAGAAAAAUCGACGCCGGACCCAGCCGUCCUCGACAAUCACUUCAGGAUCAUGGAAGAAGACAAGAUGAAGUUUGAGGAAUAUAAUGCUCUUGCACAGCAGCGCUCAGAAAAAUACGAAAGCCGCAUCCACGUCCUCCAGGAGGAGCUCGAUAAGCUAAUUGCGGAGUCGAAGGAGGACAUUGAUCGCAUGACGGCUGAACGAGAGCGGCUGCAGAAAGGGAUUGAAUCAGCUUCGCAACGGCUUGACGAAAUCAAGAAGAAAGUGGCAGAGAGAGAAUCAGAAGCUAGUAAGAGAUUAGACGAGCUGGAACGGAUGGUUGAUAAGUAUAACACUCUCGCCUACCAGAAUGCACUCAUCCCCGCCACCGCCGUCAAUGCGAACGGCGGUGACUACGAACUUCGCAUUACAGUAAGCGAUGGACCCGAAUUCACAUCUUCGCAGCUCAAUGGGUCAAGUGGGACGGUCUCUGGUGAGAGACUCUUGGCCGAGCCUACAACUGGCUACCAACCCGGCCAUAUCCUUAACCUUGAUCUCCGCGCAAUGGAUAUCAUGAUGAAGGAUCAUGAUCUACUUGAUGGAAUUAAGGAGGCUAUAGAGGAUAAAAGAAACGAAGUUGAAACUUUAGGUCACCGCGUGCGGGCGGCUGAAGAGGAGUACGAGAAGACUAAAGAGGUCACCACCGCUCAAAAACUCAACUCUGACGCACAGAUCGAGAAGAUGGAGAAGGAGCUAGCCAAGAUGCGUGCCGGUUUGACGGAAUCCGUCCAGUUCAUGGAGCAGAGGGAAAUGAACACAAAUAUUGAGUAUGAGCAACUCACAGUUCGUGCGAAUGCACUGAGGGAGGAACUCCAUACUGGGAUUGACCGAAUCUUAAACGACGUGAUCAAGUUCAAGAUCCACAUUCAGAAGAAUUUAGAUGAUUACGAGGGGUUCGUUGCGGACGAGCUCGAGAAGGAGUUAGGCAGUGAUGAAGUGAGCGAAGAUACCCGCGCUUUGGACUUGUAA